AUGCUUUAUAUUGGUGUUGUGGAUGUUUCUUUUAUACACAAGUUAAGACGCAAAUCUCACAUCCUCCUAACACACAGAUGUGUGGAGACCCAUCCCUCACCUACUGCUAACAGACAUGGCUCCCGGUCUAAGUCUGAGAAUGUGAAGAUUCCAAAGAUCUACACAAAGACAGGAGACAAAGGUUUUUCCAGCACCUAUACUGGAGAGAGGAGACCUAAGGAUGAUCUGGUGUUUGAAGCUUUGGGAGCAACAGAUGAGCUAAGCUCUGCUAUUGGGCUGGCCAGAGAAUUUAGUCUUGAUGCUGAUCACAGAUUUGUAUCAGAGCUUGAGAAGAUUCAGUGUAUGCUGCAGGAUGUGGGAUCAAACAUUGCAACGCCUCUAUCUUCUGCAAGAGAAAGCCACAAAGCCAGAACAUCUUUCAGUUCAGAACCCAUCCAGGAGUUGGAGCAGUGGAUAGAUAAAUACACAGCUGAGCUUCCGCCUCUCGCUAACUUUAUCUUGCCUUCAGGCGGUAAAACCAGUGCUGCUCUUCAUGUUGCUCGAGGGGUGUGUCGCAGGGCAGAAAGGAUUGUGUUCAAGAUCAUACAGACCGGAGAGGCCGAUCCAAAUACUGGAAAAUAUUUGAACAGGUUGAGUGAUUAUCUUUUCACACUGGCCCGACAUGCAGCAAAAACAGAAGGUAGAACUGAAGCCAUCUACACAAGACAGAAGACUAAUUCCACUUCACUCAUUAAAGAUCAAUCCUAAAAAUUCUGUGAGCAUUUUCUGGUUGGCGUUGGAUAAGAAAGGCAUUUUUCUCCAAUAAGUUGUAUGUAACAAACCACAAUAUCACCUAAGACUUUGUGUCUGUGCAUUUUAUACUUGUAAUGGGGGGGGGAUAUUCAAACUGUGUAAUAAAAUAGUGCCAUGUUGUAGCAUGCUAAUGAAAACUG
This is a messenger RNA of Bombina bombina (fire-bellied toad), 932 nucleotides long. It is a transcript of the gene MMAB, whose product is annotated as metabolism of cobalamin associated B. The transcript has 9 exons. The coding region runs from base 1 to 747 and encodes 248 amino acids. Lineage: Eukaryota; Metazoa; Chordata; Amphibia; Anura; Bombinatoridae. Gene Ontology annotation, molecular function: corrinoid adenosyltransferase activity. The record is from RefSeq and is a predicted model, not a curated record.